Penicillium pulvis is the source of this 897-nucleotide messenger RNA. RefSeq lists its product as uncharacterized. The transcript has a single exon. Bases 1 to 897 code for a protein of 298 amino acids. Lineage: Eukaryota; Fungi; Ascomycota; Eurotiomycetes; Eurotiales; Aspergillaceae. The record is from RefSeq and is a predicted model, not a curated record.
AUGGGCCACAACAUUUCAUCGGUUAGCGGCGUCAAGUCCGACAACUUCUAUGAACAAGGGAACGGAAUUAAUGAGAUCUGGGUUGACGGCCUGGAAGUGAUCUCACGAUUGCCGUUCGGCGACUCAGACCUGGGGCAAGCCGGUUGGCCUGCAGGCGACUGGCCGAAAAUACCGUGGCAUCAGUUCAUUAUUCCUCUGAAACGAGACCUCACAUCCACUAGCAACAUCAACAGUGCUAAAAGUGCCAACGACACCUUUGCGAUGACAGAAAGCAUUGCUUGCUGCCCAUGUCUGAAAACCUAUCCGGACUUUGGAUACUUCGGAAUGUACAAGAACUGGAAUCCAUUCACUGCUGCACUUUUUGGGAAUGUGGCUAUGGCAUCCGGCCUUGUUAUUCUGGGGCUGCUUCUCUUUUUGCUCCAAUGGAAUGAGGUUAUCAUGGAUCUGCAUCGGUUCAUGCCGGAUACCGCUGCGUUCGGUGAAGCAGUCAUGGAGCCUCCCGUCCGCGCUGGAAGCUGGCAUUGUAUGAAGCCAUGGCUUUGGCGGCGUUGCUUGUCUAGAUUCCUCAUGCUUGUGGCUGGCACCGUCCUUGUGGUGUGUGGGAUCCCAGGCGCCAUGCUGGCCAUGAAAGAUCGAUCAGGUCCUGAGGUUUUCUUCGAAACUUGGAAGGGGAUGGCCAUCGUACUUUGGACAAACGUUGGCUUUCAGUUUCUUAUAAAUAUUGUUCUAUUGUAUUAUUAUUGCUGGCGCCACCCAAGGGGAGAAAAUGCGGACAGUCUGCGAAAACGUGAGCAAAAUCCCGGAUCCAGAAGUUUGACAGUUGAAGCCUCGGUCGAUCCUGGGUUGACUGUUAUUCAAACCAUGAAGGUUGAAGAACCGAAAGCUGAAGAAGCUUGA